Messenger RNA from Entelurus aequoreus (snake pipefish), 1926 nucleotides. RefSeq names its product myosin regulatory light chain interacting protein a (gene mylipa). Gene Ontology annotation, cellular component: cytoskeleton. NCBI's taxonomy places the organism in Eukaryota, Metazoa, Chordata, Actinopteri, Syngnathiformes, Syngnathidae. Bases 182 to 1636 code for a protein of 484 amino acids. Gene Ontology annotation, biological process: ubiquitin-dependent protein catabolic process. The transcript has 7 exons. Gene Ontology annotation, molecular function: ubiquitin-protein transferase activity. The record is from RefSeq and is a predicted model, not a curated record.
CCGGGCCGGCGACUGGAGCUCCGCCACACAGACUGUGAGUGAAAGUCGUAAGCAAGUGUCGUGCAGGGGCUACAUGACGGGGAUCAUAAAGAAAGCUGGAGAAUUGUUUUGAUUAGGGGUUUGUUUUUUGUUCUGAGUGAAGAGUGGCACGUAAACCAAAGAUUUUAAGCCGCCAGACGAAAUGCUUUGCCACGUUACUCGCCCGGACUCGGUAGUGAUGGAAGUGGAAGUUGACGCCAAGGCAAACGGGGAGGAUUGUUUGAAUAAGGUUUGCAGAAAGUUAGGCAUAAUCGAGGUGGACUACUUUGGGCUGCAGUUCACGGGAAGCAAAGGCGAGAACCUGUGGCUCAAUCUGAGGAAUCGCAUUUGUCAGCAGAUGGACAACGUGGUGCCCUGCCGACUGAGACUGCGAGUAAAGUUCUUUGUGGAGCCCCAUCUUAUUCUGCAGGAACAAACCAGACACGUAUUCUUCAUGCAAGUGAAAGAGGACCUCCACAACGGUCACCUGCGCAUGGGCUUGGAGCAAGCUGAGGAACUGAGUGCCCUCUUGGCCCAGGCCGAGUUUGGCGACUACAACCAAAACACAGCCCAGUACUGGUACUCAGAGCUUUGUGGGGAGGAGCCCUGUCCUGACACCAUCAACAGCAUUGUAUCCAGACACAAGGCUCUGGAGGGGGCGAGCCAAGGCUCUGUGGAGUAUCAAGCCCUGCAGCUUGUCUCUUUGCUGGAGCACUACGGCGUGGAGUGGCACUGGGCCCGGGACGCCAACGGACAACGUCUGGCCAUCGGCGUCGGACCUGAAGGCAUCGCCAUCUGCAAGGAGGACUUCAGCCUCGUCAACCGGGUGAGCUAUCCUGUCAUUCAGAUCGCCACCCAGUCGGGGAAGACCGUUUACUUGACGGUUACCAAAGAGACCAACGACAACGUAGUGCUUAUGUUCAAGCUGAUCAGCAAUCGGGCCGCCAGUGGCUUGUACCGUGCCAUCACCGAAACCCACGCCUUUUACAGGUGCGACACAGUUACAAACGCGGUGAUGAUGCAGUACAGCCGGGACUUCAAGGGCCACCUGGCGUCCCUCUUCCUCAACGAAAACAUAAACUUGGGCAAGAAGUACGUCUUCGACAUCCGCCGCACGUCCAAGGAAGUCUACGAUCACGCCCGCCGCGCCCUCUACAACGCCGGCGUCAUGGACUUAAUGUCACGCUCCAGCAGCGGCUCGCCGUCGUCACGCUCACCCAGCCGGGACGACAUGCAGCAUCACGAGGAGGCGGAGCAGCAAGACGACGGCUCCGACUGUGGCAGCUGCCAGCAGAGUCGAGCGCUGCAGGAGAGGCUGCAGAAGCUGCAAGAGGCGCUGCUGUGCAUGCUGUGCUGCGAGGAGCAGAUCGACGCUGCCUUCUGCCCGUGCGGACACCUAGUGUGCUGCCAGACCUGCGCCAGUCAGCUGCAGUUGUGUCCAGUGUGUCGCUCAGAGGUGGAGCACGUGCAGCACGUUUACCUGCCCACCUGCACGAGCCUGCUCAACCUGACCAUGGCCGACAACCAACGGCACCACGGCGGAAUCUCGGCGUCCAUCUGCCGCGACCUGACCUCUUCUCAUAACUGCACAGAGUACGACAAGAUCUACCACACGUAAAGGAAUGACUUUUGGGGAACCCUUUUAUUUUUUUUGUGGUACGUCAAUGUUUCUACCCCACCAUCCCCUGAUUGAUGGACAAACCACUCCCUCCAAGAUGUGAGUGUGUGCGUGUAUUUUGACAAAUGGUUUUAGUCCGCAAUGUUAAUUUAAAUGAUCGCAUCAGUUGAGCUGAUACAUCACACACCUUUUUUUUUUAUGUUGUUUUUAGAAGAGCACUGUACAAACUGGUGUUCACCUUUUUAGAAGCCUUUGUGAUUUUCACUAAACUUUUAUUGAAUGGAGUGAGA